Molecule: messenger RNA, 2151 nt
Organism: Onychostoma macrolepis
Lineage: Eukaryota; Metazoa; Chordata; Actinopteri; Cypriniformes; Cyprinidae
Gene: lhx8a
Product: LIM homeobox 8a
Exons: 8
Coding region: 173-1168 (331 amino acids)
Biological process (GO): neuron differentiation; regulation of transcription by RNA polymerase II; forebrain neuron development
Cellular component (GO): nucleus
Molecular function (GO): RNA polymerase II transcription regulatory region sequence-specific DNA binding; DNA-binding transcription factor activity, RNA polymerase II-specific
Source: RefSeq, a predicted model, not a curated record
AACAGGGAGGUGCGGCCAGAGUAGUGAGAACAUGAGGGAAAAGUUCCACCCUCACUAAGGAAAACAAAAGUUUGAGUUAAAACAUGGUCACGACGUGCAUUCAGCAGCAGCACCCAUAUGGAUUAAUUCUCGCUGUACACGAGAUCUGAAAGUGGAUACAACAUACUGGGCAAUGUACUGGAAAAAUGAACAAACCACAUCGAAGGAAAGUCCAAGCAAGAACACUGAUAAAACCCAAGAGCUGUUUGAAGAGGUAUCGUGUUCGUCGUCGUCGUUGUCGCCCGGCUCUUCACUACAUGCCAUGACAGAGAAAGCCAUCUGUACCAGCUGUGGCAUUGAGAUUGUCGACAAAUAUCUGUUGAAGGUGAACGACAUGUGCUGGCACGUGAGAUGCCUGUCGUGCAGCGUGUGCCAAACAUCUUUGGGCAGACACAUCAGCUGUUAUAUAAAAGAAAAGGAGAUAUUCUGUAAAUUGGACUACUUCAGGAAGUACGGAACACGUUGUGCUCACUGUGGUAGGAACAUCCAUUCAAACGACUGGGUCCGCAGAGCAAAAGGAAACACCUACCACCUGGCUUGUUUUGCUUGCUUCUCUUGCAAGAGACAGCUGUCCACAGGAGAAGAGUUUGCCCUGGUAGAUGAGAGGGUUCUGUGUCGUGUGCACUACGACUGCAUGUUGGACAACCUGAAACGUGUCAUGGAGAAUGGAAAAGGAGUGAAUGCGGAGGGAGCUGUUCCCUCAGAGCAGGGAGUAAAUCAGCCUAAACCAGCCAAGAGGGCACGGACAAGUUUUACAGCUGACCAGCUACAGGUAAUGCAAGCCCAGUUUGCUCAAGACAACAAUCCAGAUGCCCAGACUUUACAAAAGUUGGCAGAAAGAACUGGUCUAAGCCGGAGGGUUAUUCAGGUUUGGUUUCAGAACUGUCGAGCUCGUCAUAAGAAGCAUGUUAGCCCAAAUCACUCUUCAGCCGCACCAGUGUCAUCUCUGCAGUCCACUCGGCUUUCUCCUCCUCUAAUAGAUGAAUUUCAGUACACUGCUUUUGCCCCUGUAGACACCCCUAUGCUGACUGCGCUACACUCCUAUAUGGAUGUCCACUCUCCCUCUUCACUGGUUCUGCAGCCUCUCUUGCCCCACUCAAUGACACCGCUGCCCAUCAGCCACGCCUAAGACGUCCACUGCGGCCACAUGGUCAGGUCAGAGUCCAGAGGACAGCAUGAGGAAAUAUUGAUUCUUAUACUGACUAUUGAACAAGACCCAUGCUACUUUCUUUCAUGGGCACUUACUGAAGGAUAUCUGUCUUGCAAUGUUUAAAGUCUUAAUUGUGAAAAAAGCCUGAAGUUUUUGUUUAAUAUAUAAAAUAUAUAUUAUCUAUAUAGUGAUGGAAUAAAUUUCAUUUAAUUUAUUUCUUGUAUGUGAGCACUUUGUUUUAAAAUCACUACCGUGGAGUUCUUAGUUUCUGGUUUAGUUGACACUAUUUUUUUUUUUUUUUUUUUGUUCUAAAUAAAACUGGAAGGUGAAGAAAAGCCAAUAAAAUCAGAUUUGUCUCUAGCACUGAUCAAAUGAAAGCUUUUGUUUGGCUUUUUUUUAAUUUAUUUAUUUAAUACUGAUUCUGCUUGAACUUUGAGUUGAAUCAUCAGAGGUUUGAGUUAUUUUGUGUUUUAUAGAUAUGGCUGGAAAAACUUGUAGAAAGUUUACUGUGCUUCUAGGAAAUAAUUCUAAUUGAGCAAUAAACUAAACUGGUUAUUAAAUGCAGUUUAAAUUCAAUUACAAACAUUGUGAAUCGUGAAAGAAAAUGUCGUAACUGAAUUCAAACAUAAAUGUUCAAGAUACACCCAUAAUUGUACAGCUGUAUAAUGUUAAACAAAUCCGAUUUCUUUGUGACAUAAAAAGUGUUUUAUUGUAUGCUCUUGCACUUUGACACGGAAUGAUAUUUUGGUCUGAUAUCAUGCUUAGUUUUUGUACACCUCAUAGAUACAGUGCAUGCAUUAAAAAGCAGUUUGCUAGGAUAUCAGUAUUGAGUUAUGCAGACCAAGAGCAUUCCAACUUUUCCUAUGUUUAAAUAAAAUGCGACAAAUAUGGAUGCGUGUGGGCAGAAUGAUUGCUAGAAGUAGUCUUCUUGCAAGACCUGAGGAUCCUUCUCAGCAAAUUGG